UCCCCGGGCAGCCCCCGCCCCUCACAGCGCGGCCCCCGCGCUCCUCACGGGGCGGGCGGCGCCGGGGCGGGGAAGGACCCCGUGGUGUGGGGCGGCGCGAGGCGUUCCCCGCGGGAAUGCUCGGCCGAGCGUCCGUGAGGGUCCGCGGGAACUGCCGGCAUGUCGGGACCGCGCUGCCCGCAGUGCGCCCAGCCCUGCGUGUCGCCGCGGCUGCUGCCCUGCCUGCACUCGCUGUGCGAGCCCUGCCUGCGGCGCCUCGGGCCUCCGGAGGGGCCGCCGGACGCCGCCCGCCCCGUCCUGUGCCCGGUGUGCGACGCCGAGCUGUCGCUGCCGGCCGGCGGCGUGGGGCAGCUCCCUCCCGACUGCCUGGCCCGGAGCCGCGGCCGGGCCGCAGCCGGGUGCGACCUCUGCGCCGACGGGGCGGCGGCCGGGCGGUGCCUGACCUGCGGCCUCCGCCUCUGCCGCUUCUGCUGCCGGGCGCACAGGAGACAGAAGAAAACGGCCUCCCAUGCUGUGACAGAGCUGGAGAACACCAAGGAUUUCAACCAGGCCGGGAAGCCUCUCCUGUGCCCCUCCCAUCCCACAGAGGAGCUGCAGCUGUUCUGCGAGCAGUGCGACCAGCCCGUGUGCCGGGACUGCGUUCUGGGCAGACACCGUCAGCACGCCUGUGACUUCAGCAGCAAUGUCAUCCACAGGCACGGGGACGCCCUGCGGGAGCUGCUGAAGAGCAGCCAGCAGCACAUGGACACCCUGGAGGAUGUGCUGAGCCAGGUGGAUGAGAUGGGCAGCGCUGUCCGCAGUCGCGCAGAGGCUGUGGCCGCAGAGAUCUGCCUGUUUGCCAGGGGCUACGUGAAAGCGAUUGAAGAGCACCGGGACCGGCUGCUGAAGCAGCUGGAGGACUUGAAGGUGCAGAAGGAAAACCUGCUGCACUUGCAGAAGGCCCAGCUGCAGCAGCUGCUGCUGGACAUGAGGACAGGCGUGGAGUUCACAGAGCACUUGCUGAUGAAUGGCUCAGAUGUGGAGAUCCUCAUCUCCAAAGGGGUGGUGUCCAGCCGUCUGACAAAGCUCAACGGCAUUGCUUACAGCACCCAGCCCAGUGUGGAUGACAGGAUCCAGUUCUCCCCCCACGAGAGGGCAGGGCAGUGUUGCGGCUAUGAAGUUUUUGGGGCCAUUCUCAAUAAAGUGGUUGAUCCAGCCCGAUGUACCCUGCUUGGGGAAGAUCUCCACAGUGCCCGUCAGAACCAGCUGAGUGGCUUUACCCUGCUGUGCAAGGACACUACAGGGGAGCGCAUGGGGCGGGGAGGAGAGGCUGUGCGGGUCACCAUCACCCACAAGGACAAGAGGGACUGUGCAGUCAAGCCAACAGUGUGUGAUAAUGGUGAUGGGACCUACUGUAUUUCCUACAGCCCUGAGGAGCCAGGCUUGUAUGCUGUCUGCGUCUGUGUGAAAGGGCAACAUGUGCAGGGCUCUCCCUUCACUCUGAUGGUGAAGCACAAGUUCCGUGAGCACCAGGGGGUGUUUCACUGCUGCACGUUCUGCUCCAGCGGAGGCCAGAAAGCCGCUCGCUGUGCCUGUGGUGGGACCAUGCCAGACACAAGCAGCUGGCAUGGAGUUCUGGAUGCCCAUGUAUUGCUUUGUUCAAUAGGCAAGGGGACAAAAAGCAUCAGCUUUCCCCAGCUGUUGAGUGGGUACCAAGGCUGUGGCCACGGACACAAAGGUCACCCUGGCUGCCACCACUGGUCAUGCUGUGGACAAGUGAAGGAGAGCUCAGAGUGUUUGUGGGGACCACCCAGCGACACCUCACAGAGGAGUUUGCUCAGGACAGUGGCACUCUGAGCAGCCAGGUGAGCUCCUGGGAGUCCAGAGCACUGCUGCUGGCUGCUCCAGGAGCACAAAUGAUCCAUGAGGAUUCAUAUGAUCGAUCCCUGCACAGCCUUGCUGCCAGCAAACAGCUGGGUGUAAGUUAAAAGAGGGGGGAUGAGGGAAAAUAAAAACUGUG
This is a messenger RNA of Onychostruthus taczanowskii (white-rumped snowfinch), 1999 nucleotides long. RefSeq names its product tripartite motif containing 45 (gene TRIM45). The transcript has 7 exons. The record is from RefSeq and is a predicted model, not a curated record. Gene Ontology annotation, molecular function: ubiquitin-protein transferase activity; zinc ion binding; protein binding. Gene Ontology annotation, cellular component: nucleoplasm; chromatin. Bases 160 to 1836 code for a protein of 558 amino acids. Gene Ontology annotation, biological process: positive regulation of DNA-templated transcription. Lineage: Eukaryota; Metazoa; Chordata; Aves; Passeriformes; Passeridae.